AUGCAGCCGCAGCAGCAGCCCGUGCCGACGCACAAACUCGUCUUGGCCGGCGCGUCGCCCGUAUUCCGAGCCAUGUUCAGCGCGGAGAUGCUCGAGACGCACGACAACGUCGUCAAGAUCGUCGAUAUACGUCGCGAGAUCGUCGUGGAGAUGCUGCGCUACAUCUACACGGGUUCGGUCCAGCAGACACCUCCACUGGAGUGCGAGGCUUACUGCGAACUUCUGGCAGCCGCCGACAAGUAUCAGAUCGAGCCGUUGAAGCAGGUCUGCGAGGAGAAGCUCGGCUCGUUGCUGAGCGUCGAGAAUUGCCUCAUGGUGCUGAACUACGCGGAGAAACACAAGGCACCGCAACUCAGGAUGGACGGCGUGUUGUACGCCAAGACACACAUGGCCGAGCUCGUGGAUUCCGAGCCGAUGAAGCAGCACGCCUCGCCCUUCGUACUCGACAUCAUGCGUUUGAAAAAUGACGACGAUUCAACACCGAGGUCGAGAGCUACUCGCAACGCGGGGACAAACUGCAGCGAGAGCAACCGAGCAGCAGCAGCCAGUAAUCAUAAGCGACGAGGAGACGGACUGGGCAGCGUUACGGGCCGAGUUGACGGAAUCGAUACAAUCUUUGCAGCGUCAAAUAAUGAGCAGAUGUUAAGAGACAAAGAGCGCUUUCUGAAACAACCGUGUCAUUUUGUGUCCUUCGAAUCCCACAACUGA
Trichogramma pretiosum is the source of this 708-nucleotide messenger RNA. Its product is annotated as speckle-type POZ protein-like. Bases 1 to 708 code for a protein of 235 amino acids. Gene Ontology annotation, cellular component: cytoplasm. Gene Ontology annotation, molecular function: ubiquitin protein ligase binding. The transcript has 3 exons. Lineage: Eukaryota; Metazoa; Arthropoda; Insecta; Hymenoptera; Trichogrammatidae. Gene Ontology annotation, biological process: proteasome-mediated ubiquitin-dependent protein catabolic process; regulation of proteolysis. The record is from RefSeq and is a predicted model, not a curated record.